This is a messenger RNA of Calliphora vicina (urban bluebottle blowfly), 666 nucleotides long. RefSeq lists its product as uncharacterized. The transcript is spliced from 2 exons. The record is from RefSeq and is a predicted model, not a curated record. Lineage: Eukaryota; Metazoa; Arthropoda; Insecta; Diptera; Calliphoridae. The coding region runs from base 71 to 526 and encodes 151 amino acids.
AUAUUUUGUAUAUAAAUUCGUGUCAUUUUAAACAAAUCAGCACAACAUUGGACACAUCCACUAAAUAAACAUGCAUUUCUUACAACUUUUUUUAAUUGCUUCCGCCCUCUCGCUUAUAUCCUGGGCAUCCUCGGAGGCCAUUAUUACUCGUGAAUAUCUGCCACCUGCAAGCUCUCCAAGAUUUUUACACACGUCCAUCUACCCAGCAUAUUUUAAACCAUCUUACCAUAAUCAAUAUCAACAACACCAACAAUAUUAUCCUCAAUACAAUACUGGUUAUUAUCCUCAGUACUCCAGUGGUGUCUUAGGUGGCGGCCACUAUCAGCAGGGUAUUGGCAAUGGUCUCUUAGGUGGCGGCCACUAUCAACAGGGUAUUGGCAGUUCUCUGGGCGUAGGCGGUGGUGGCUAUUAUCCUAAUGUGAAUUUGGCCUUAAUUAACGGUCAAAAACCCAAACCAAAAAUAGAUGUCAUUGAAACUGUCUACGAUGACAACAAUGGUGGUUAUGUUUAUGGUAAAAAGAAGUAAUUGACAAAUUGAACAAAAUGGAUUUGAAGUAAAGUGAAUAUGGAUUUUGAUAACUGGUUGGCUUAUUUUUAAUAAAAUAUAAUAAUAGUUUUAAGUUUUUGCAAUUGAAAAAAUAUAAUAAAGGAAAUGCUCUAAAAUAA